Messenger RNA from Amoebophrya sp. A120, 2483 nucleotides. NCBI's taxonomy places the organism in Eukaryota, Dinophyceae, Syndiniales, Amoebophryaceae. The record is from the annotation of a GenBank genome assembly.
GGCAAUGGUAAGAAGGGAGGUGUCUUGACGCAAAUUUCCAUCGCGGUUGUCUACUUGGUGGAGCUCCCGCGGGUGCAGUUUAGCAUAUUAGCUUCGACACUGAAUUGUGAUAUAGUAGCAGUAGAGCAGCAGGACGAGAAGCCCACGACAGGAAUCAAAAACAAAAUACGUCGUCCACCCGGUGUCCUAAGCCGACGUGUCAUACAGUGUUCAGUGUGCGUUUCUCUACUCGCACGCAGGAGAAUUCGCAACUGGUGCCACGUGAUCGCUUUGCAGAGUGAGCACAUUUACCCAGAUCGGGUGAGCGAAAAAAUACUGAAGAUUGUCGCCGCCAUCGCUACACCAGUAUAACAAGCGUGACCGUGUGCCGCAGUUAUGACCACCAGCACCGAGGAGGAGUUUGCCCGGCUGAAGGCCCUGGUCUUCCGCACGCUUGAGAAUAAUGGGGUCUUACGGGAUAUCCGCACGCAAAUCCGGCACAACGUUUACAAGACGAUCGAGCAGGACGAGGUCUCUUUGUUGAAGCCGACACUGCACGAACCCUCCUUGGCAGCGACUCUCGUAUUCGAUUGGCUGGAACGGAGCGGGUAAGUGGAAUCAAUAUACAACUCUUGUUUGAGUUUGAAAUAAGUUGAAGAAAGAGCUUAAACACUUUUUCUUUUUGCACUUUGUAUGGCAUUCACUCACACUCUCGGCGGGUGUUCUCACUACAAUAAGCCACGCCCAGCGGUGUAGAUUACACGAAAACUCUUGCGCUUUACUCAGGUACGCACGGACAGCCAACCUGCUGCAGCACGAAGCCAAUCUGAGACAACCGGACGAGGAGAAUUUGAGCUCGGCGCGAAAAGACCUUGAUCUGGCACCAUCAGACAAUCGUUGUAUCCUGGAGGCGGUUCUGCAAGAAAAAUCAUCUGGGACACGGCAUGAAAUCACGCCGACGAUUCCUUUGUGAGAUAGUUUGCCGAUUUUCAUUUAACUGCUUUAUCAUCAUGCUGCUUGUUCUUUUUAGACUGAACGACCAUCAUCAACUCAUGGACAUAAACUAACAGAGCGCACAGUACUAUGAACGUCACAGUUAGACGUCAUUGAGGUACAACCACCUUGCUGCCGUUCCCAUUCAUAUUCAAUGGAUUGACUACAUGUGGCUUUGCAACUUCACAGCAACCCACCUGUUCGCGAACGCGAGAACCUAGAUGCAGCAGAAUCUCGAGGCGCUGGUGGUGCAGCGACUACAACGAAGGACGAUCUCCAGCCGAAAGUGGAAGCAAAGCCAACUUCGCUUGAGCCGCUGCCAAGUAAGUACAUUUCCAAGCCUUUUGCAGGGCCAAUUUUUUGGAUUCUUGUGAGCUCUGUGACUACAGUGCGUGUAGUAGAAAGAUCGUUUUGAGAACAAGUUCUUGUUCCUGUACCAUUAGGCACACAUCAACGCAAGGAAAAGCAUAAAGGAAAACGAAAAACAGAACCCGCCAGCAAAUUUCUUUCCGACCUUCCACCAAUCGGCGGCAGAACAGCGAGCGGCUCCACCAGCGAAGACAAUGGCAUACUCAAUGAGAUCGACAGCAAAAUCGCAAAUCUCAGGCUGGGCAAGACUGGAGCAAGCUCUAUUGGACCAGAGGUAUUUACGCUGGUGUUGUAGUCCUUCGCAGCUCAUUUGGUUUCGCCCGUUCGCUGCAAUCUGAGACACACAGACCGGCACGACUCGCAAAUUGUUCGUACUUGAUAAAAUUUUCAAAUCUGUUCUUACCCAGCUCGGCUCCGCGACCUCCGCGUCCUCGUCCAAGAACCCGUCUUCGGACGCUGCUGCCCCGCCUGGAAAUUCAUCUACGGCCAUCAACAAACCGGCGGAACCAACACCAAGCGCCAGUCCAGGUGUUUCUGCAGCGACAAGCAACGCGGCUGCGAAGUUUUCCACGUUCAACACGAAACCCGCGGAAGAGGACGAAGAGGAAAUCAUGAGCGAGAUCGAGGAGAGCAUAUCCGCGGGCGGUCUGAGCGAGGAAUACGAAGAAGAUUUCGUACAGGAGACAAAGACGCACGAAUCCCUACCCCAGGUAGCGGAUUUUUCCGUCGACAGCACCGAGCUGGAAAAGUACGAUCACAUGGAGGAAAUUGGGAGCUGAAACGACGAAGGCUUUGCGGUAGCUGCCAAGGUGGAAAAAGACAAACAGUUCUUGAUGCAUCAUGUAGGUCGUGAUCUUCCUCUGUUCUUGGGAAGACCCAGUGAAUGUUGUUGCCAUCGUACAACACUAUUCGCAGAUCUGGUUCAUAUAUAAAACCGAGGACAGUAGCCUGCACUCGUCUCUCAAGCGGUUGUUGAGAGAGUGAUAUACAUCGCUCGCGGCUACUAGACGCAUCGCCGAAUACAACCAAGUCCACGCCCGCUGUAAUUAUUUCCGGUGAGUCAAAAUGACUGCAAGCAGAGCGUGAAGUGCCAAUGUGUGACAACUACGCAUCCCAUACUAGCUCUUCCAGUGAGCAAGGCG